AUGGUUCAAUCAGCCAUUCUCGGUUUCCCCCGCAUGGGUGUGAACCGUGACCUGAAGAAGGCCACCGAAGCUUACUGGGGCGGAAAGAUCUCCCAGGCCGAUCUCCUCGCCGAGGCCAAGCGACUCCGUCUUGCUCACUGGAAGAUCCAGCAGGAUGCCGGUGUUGAUGUCAUCCCCAGCAAUGACUUCGCCCUGUACGACCACGUCCUGAACCACAUCCAGGACUUUGGUGCCGUCCCUCCCCGCUACACCAAGGAUGGUCUUGACCUCGUCGACCAGUACUUCGCCAUGGGCCGUGGCCACCAGAAGAACGGCAUUGACGUUCCUAGCUUGGAGAUGGUCAAGUGGUUUGACUCCAACUACCACUACGUCAAGCCCACUCUCCAGAACGGCCAGACCUUCAAGCUCGCUGACGAGCCCAAGGCUGUUGCCGCUUUCAACGAGGCCAAGGAGGCUGGCAUCAAGACCCGCCCCGUCCUCGUCGGUCCCGUCUCUUUCCUCCACCUCGGAAAGGCCGACCGUGACCAGACCGUCGACCCCAUUGACCUUCUCGAUGCUCUUCUGCCCGUCUAUGAGCAGCUUCUUGUCAAGCUCAAAGAGGCUGGUGCCGAGACCGUCCAGAUUGACGAGCCCACUCUGGUCUUUGACCUCCCUGCCAAGUCCAAGGCAGCCUUCAAGCCUGCUUACGAGAAGCUCGCCAGCCUCGGCGACAAGAUCCCCAAGCUCGUCUUCACCACCUACUUCGGUGACAUCGUCCACAACUUGGAUGUUCUCCCCAAGGACGUCUACGCCGUCCACGUCGACCUUGUCCGUAACCCCGAGCAGCUCGAUGAGGUGAUUGGCGCUCUGGGCCCCAAGACUAUCCUCUCUGCCGGUGUUGUCGACGGCCGUAACAUCUGGAAGACCAACUUCAAGCGUGCUAUUGAGACCGUCGAGACUGCUGUUCAGAAGCUCGGCAAGGACCGUGUCAUCGCCGCCACCUCCAGCUCUCUCCUCCACACUCCCCACACUCUCGCUAGCGAGAAGAAGCUCGACGCUGAGAUUGCCGACUGGUUCUCUUUCGCCUCCGAGAAGGCUGUUGAGAUCGCCAUUAUUGCCAAGGCCGUCACUGAGGGCCCUGCUGCCGUCCGUGAGCAGCUCGAGGCCAACGCCAAGUCUCUCCAGGCUCGUGCCUCUUCCAGCCGCACCAACGACCCCAAGGUCAAGGACCGCCAGUCCAAGGUCACCGACGCUGACUACAAGCGCAAGUCUGAGUUCCCAACCAGAAUUUCUCUUCAGCAGAAGAAGCUCAACCUUCCCCUCUUCCCUACCACCACUAUUGGUUCCUUCCCUCAGACCAAGGAGAUCCGUCUCCAGCGUAACCGCUUCACCAAGGGCGAAAUCACCGAGGCUGAGUACGACAAGUUCAUCGAGAAGGAGAUUGAGGAGAACGUCAAGAUCCAGGAAGAGCUUGACCUUGAUGUCUUUGUCCACGGUGAGCCCGAGCGUAACGACAUGGUUCAGUUCUUCGGUGAGCGCCUGAACGGCUAUACCUUCACCACCCACGCCUGGGUCCAGUCUUACGGAUCUCGCUGCGUCCGUCCUCCUAUCAUCGUCGGUGACAUCUCCCGACCUGCUCCUAUGACUGUCAAGGAAAGCAAAUAUGCCGUCUCCAUUUCUAAGAAGCCCAUGAAGGGUAUGCUUACUGGCCCCGUCACCUGCCUCCGAUGGUCUUUCCCUCGUGACGACGUUCACCAGUCCGUCCAGGCUGAGCAGCUUGCUCUUGCUCUCCGCGACGAGGUUGUUGACCUCCAGAACGCCGGUGUCGGUGUCAUCCAGGUCGAUGAGCCUGCUCUCCGUGAGGGUCUCCCUCUCCGCGCCGGCAAGGAGCGCACUGCCUACCUCGACUGGGCCGUCAAGGCUUUCAGACUCAGCACUGCUGGUGUCGAGGACGACACUCAGAUCCACUCUCACUUCUGCUACUCUGAGUUCCAGGACUUCUUCCAUGCUAUUGCUGCUCUUGACGCUGAUGUUCUCUCUAUCGAGAACAGCAAGUCUGACGCCAAGCUCCUCAAGGUCUUCGUCGACGAGGCUUACCCUCGCCACAUUGGCCCUGGUGUCUACGACAUCCACUCCCCUCGUGUUCCCAGCGAGCAGGAGAUCAAGGACCGCAUCCAGGAAAUGCUUGCUCACCUCAAGCCUGAGCAGCUCUGGAUCGACCCUGACUGCGGUCUCAAGACCCGCCAGUGGAAGGAGACCAAGGAGGCCCUCGUCAACCUUGUCAACGCCGCCAAGGCUUUCCGUGCCCAGUACUCCAAAUAA
Clonostachys rhizophaga is the source of this 2301-nucleotide messenger RNA. Lineage: Eukaryota; Fungi; Ascomycota; Sordariomycetes; Hypocreales; Bionectriaceae. The record is from the annotation of a GenBank genome assembly.